Messenger RNA from Pygocentrus nattereri (red-bellied piranha), 7283 nucleotides. RefSeq names its product translocated promoter region b, nuclear basket protein (gene tprb). The record is from RefSeq and is a predicted model, not a curated record. Gene Ontology annotation, cellular component: nuclear pore. Lineage: Eukaryota; Metazoa; Chordata; Actinopteri; Characiformes; Serrasalmidae. The coding region runs from base 43 to 7098 and encodes 2351 amino acids. Gene Ontology annotation, biological process: protein import into nucleus; mRNA export from nucleus. Gene Ontology annotation, molecular function: structural constituent of nuclear pore. The transcript is spliced from 50 exons.
AAAAAGCGCCGCCGAGCAGAGGAAGCGCGAUUAGUGGGGGAGAUGGCGGCAGUGCUGCAGCAGAUACUGGAGCGGACUGAGAUAUCUAAACUGCCCAAAGCAGUUCAGACUAAGCUGGAGAAAUAUUUUGCCGACCAGCAAAGUGAGAUUGAUGACCUGAAAGCCCACCAUGAGCAGUUCCGAGUGGACAGCGAACAGCAAUACUUUGACCUGGAGAAGAGGUGCACUGACAGCCAAGACCAGUUUCUGUCACUGACAAAAGAGCGUCAUAAAUUGAAGGAGGAACUGGAUAAGCUCGAUGAAGAGCACAAAUGUCUGCGUGAGAAGACCAAGGAUCAAGAAUCCUCCUAUGCAAAGCUGGAAUUGGAGCAGCGUCAACUCUCCAAAGCUAAGGAUGAGCUGGAGGCAGAGAAGCGAGAGCUUGUGCGGAUACUGGAGAGAAGAUCCCAGGAGGUGGAGAGUCAGAGUGACGACUUGAAACGGCUUAACGACAGACUAGUGGAAGUUAAUGCAGCAAAGAUGCAGCUGCAGCUGAAGCUAGAUGAGCUGGAGGCCGCAGAAGUCUCGAUAAAGUACAAGGAGAAGCGAAUGGAGCAGGAGAAAGAGCUCCUGCAGGGUCAAGUGACCUGGCUAAAUGAUGAGCUGAAGGCUAAAAGCGAGGAGCUUCUCUCCCUCUCCCGACAGAAAGGCAGCGAGAUCUUGGAUCUUAAGUGCAACCUGAACGACAAGGAAGACGAGAUCUCCAGACUCCAAGACCAAGUGACCAGUCUGAAGGCCUCCAAUGAGAACCUGCAGAAGCAAACAGAGGACAUGAUCAGCAAACUGAAAGAGGCCAAAGAACAGCAAGCCAGUUUGGAGGAGAAGUUCAGGAAUGAGCUGAAUGCGAACAUCAAGUUGUCAAACUUGUACAAGGGAGCGGCAGAUGAUGCAGAGGCCAAGAGUGAGGAGUUGAACCGAGCUGUGGAGGAGCUGCACAAGCUGCUGAAGGAGGCAGGCGAGGCCCACAAAGCUCUGGAGGUGAAGAUCGCCGACAUGGAAGGUGAGAAGCAGAGGGAGGUUGCUGAGCUCAAACAGCAAAUCAGCAGCCUGGAGAAAGAGCUGGACAACGCCAAUGAGCUUCUGUCAGACACAAAGCACAGAGUUGGUACGACAUCUGCUUCAAUCCUUACGGAGGAGCCGCUGACCACCAUGUCUCCCACCGCGGCAGCCAUCACCAAGAUCAAGCCAGGCAUGAAGCUCACUGAGAUCUACACUGCAUAUAUCGAGUCCCAGGAGCAGCUGCAGCUGGAGAGGCUGGAGAACAAGCGUGUGAACAAGUACUUGGAUGACAUUGUGCAGGAGGUGGAGGCAAAGGCACCCCUCCUGAAGAGGCAGCGGGAGGAGUUUGAUCGCAUGCAGAAGUCUGUGGACAAUCUGUCCACCAAACUGGAGCAAGCCGUGCAAGAAGUGCAGCGCUUACAGAGGGAAGCAGACGAGGCCAACAAAUGGUCAUCUAUGCUGGAGAGAGACAACCAGAGGUUUGAGGUGGAGUUGGCUGACUUGGCUCAGCAGGUGCGGGUGCUGCUGGUAGAGCUGGAGGAGGCACGUGGGAACCAUGUGUUGCAUGACGAAGAUGACCUUAACUCAGCAGAUGUGAGCAGCACUUCAGAGGUGAUAUCCCAGCACCUGGUCACUUUCCGCAGUGUAGAGGAGCUGCAACAGCAAAACCAGCGCCUCCUGGUGGCCCUCAGAGAACUUGGUGAAGCGCAGGAGAAAGAAGAGAUGGAGAGCGAGAGCACCAAACACCGUGAGCUGCAGAAGACUGUGGAGAAGGCCCAGAGUGAACUGGAGCAGCUGAGAGAGCAGCGUGCAAAACAAAUGGAGCACGUAGAGUCCAUCGUGCACCAGCGAGACACGUACCGCAUUCUGCUAACCCGGAUCACAGGGGUCAACUUCCCCCAGCAAGGAACCAUUCCAGAGGAGUUCUCCCGCACCUCCACCCCCCGCCGCUCCCCUGCAGUCACACCCACUACUGCUACACCCACUGGACUUGUUGCCACUGCAAUAGAGGCUGCAGAGACAGUGGAGGCCAAGGCUGCCCUGAAGCAGCUCCAGGAAGUGUUCGGGUCCUACAAGAAGGAGAAGGCUGAUAGUGAGAAGGCUCUGGGUGACCAGUGUGAGAAGCUUCAAGAUCAAGUGUCCGAGCUGCGCUCCCAGAACUCAAAGAUCUCCACUCAGCUGGAGUUUGCCUCCAAGCGGUAUGAGAUGCUGCAGGAUAAUGUUGAGGGUUAUCGUAAAGAAAUUGCCUCUCUGCGGGAGAAGACCCAAAAACAGGCCACAGCUGUCCAGAAGAGUGAGCAAACCGUUCACACGCUCACACAAGACCUGCGUGCAGCUAAUGAGAAACUCACCAUGGCUGGGUCCCAAGUGGAGAGUCUGCGCAAGGAGAGGGACAUAUUGAAAGUGGUGGAGUCCAGGCUGAACCAGGAGAAAGAGUCCAUCCUCUCGCAGCAGCGCAGCCAGAACCUCCUGCUCACCAACCUCAAAUCAAUUCAGGCCACUCUGGAGCGUUCAGAGACCGAGACCAGGCAGCGGCUGAUGAUGCAGGUGGAGAAGCAGGAGCGAGAGAUCAGCCAGCUGCAGAAGAGACUGGAGCACGAGGUGGAGCAGAGACACCUGCUGGCGCGCAACCAGGAUAUGCAACUGCUGGAUGCUAAAAAGCAGCUUGAGGCCCAGACUGCUCUGUACCAAAGGACCAGAGAGCAGCUGAACGCUGCCCAGCAGGAGCUAAGCACUCUCCGGCAGCAAGUGAACAGUGAAGAGGGUCGACUGCCAUCGCCCGCCGCACAUACUGGCCUCGCAGGACUUCAAGGUGGUGAAGGUGACGUGGAAGAGCUUCUUACUCGUCUGAAGCAGGCUGAGGGUAAAGCAGAGGAUCUCGCUGAGAGAGUAAAGAGCGCUGCUUCCUCUGUCGAACAGUACAGAGCUAUGUGCCUCAGCUUGGAGGAGGCACUGGAGAAAGAGAAACAGGUGACCGAGCAAGUCAGGGCUUCGGUUGAGAGCCAGGUGAAGGAGGCUCAGGAGCAGCACCGGCAACUGGAGAGGAAGCUUCUAGAAGCUGAAAAGGAGAAGCAAGAAAUCCUGGAAGAGAAACAGAAAACUGUGGCAGCUGUUGAGCAGCAGGUGAGUGAGCUGCGGAAAAGUCUGAACAGCUUGCAAGCAGAGCAUCAGGAUGCCCUGCAGAAGGUUUCGGUGGCAGUGGCUCAAGAGCAGCAGGCCCUGCUGGAUGCUCAGGAGCAGGCCAGGCUGGCCGCUGAGGCCCAGGAUAAGUAUGAGCGGGAGAUGAUGCUGCAUGCUGCUGAUGUGGAGGCUCUGCAGGCAGCUAAAGCCCAGGCACUGCGAACCACCCAGCUCCGCCAGCAGCUGGAGGAGAAUGCCCAGAGGGCCAGUGCACAGCUGCUGGAGGCCCGUGUCUCGUGGGAGGAACAGGAGAGGAUCCUUAAGGAGGAGCAGACUAAGGUGGAAGUACGCUGUGAAGGCCUGCAGAAGCAGAAUGAGCUCCUCCAUGAGCAAAUUCAGAGCAUGAGUGGUAAGAUGGCCACUCAGCUGCAGCAGCAGCAGGCAGUCAGCGAGAGCUCCCUGAAUGUUUCUUUGACCGAGGAGGGCAAGUCACAAGAGCAGCUCCUUGAGAUCCUCAGGUUUGUGCGUCGGGAGAAGGAGAUAGCAGAGUCGCGUUUCGAGGUAGCUCAGGGUGAGACUUUAAGGCACAGACUUCGAGUGGAACACCUGGAGCGGGAGCUGAAGGAGGUACAGGACUCACUCAGUGCUGAGCGGGAGAGAAUGCAGGUGACUGCCAAGACUUUGGCCCAACAUGAUGAGCUCAUGAAGAAGACCGAAACCAUGAACGUACUUGUAGAGACCAACAAGAUGCUACGGGCCGAGAAGGAGAGGGUGGAGCAAGAGCUCCAGCAAGCUCAAGCCAAGAUUCGCAAGCUGGAGUCGGACAUCUUGCCCAUGCAGGAGUCCAACGCAGAGCUGAGUGAGAAGAGUGGCAUGCUGCAGGCUGAGAAGAAGCUUCUUGAAGAGGACAUAAAACGCUGGAAGGCCCGAACUCAGCACCUGGUGAGCCAGCAGAAGGACACAGACCCAGAAGAGUACAAGCGACUGCACUCAGAAAAAGAGGCACAUCUCAAACGUAUCCAGCAGCUGAUGGAGGAGACCACCCGGCUCAAAGCUGAAGCUGCCAGGAGUAGUGGAUCAGUCACCACGCUGCAGUCUCAGGUUCAGAACUUACGAGAAAACCUUGGCAAGGUGACUGUGGAAAGAGACAGCCUGAAGAAAGACCUGGAAGCAAAGACACUUGAUAUACAGGAGAAGGUCAAGACCAUCACACAGGUCAAGAAGAUUGGUCGUCGAUACAAAACACAAUAUGAGGAGCUCAAAGUUCAGCAUGACAAGAUGGUGGCAGCUGCAGCCUCAACUCCAACUCAAGACCAAGAGGCUCAGCAGGCCUCGGCACAGGAGCUGCAGAGCCUGCGAGAGUCCCUGAGUCAGUCGGAGACCAGGACCAGAGAGCUGGAGGGCCAAGUAGAAACCCUUAACAGGACGGUAGGGGAACGUGAGGUAGAAGCACGCAGCGCUCAGGAGCAAGCCUCCCGCUUGCAGGCUGAGCUGACACGCCUGCGUCAGGAGCUGCAGGAUAAAUCGUCUCAAGAGGAGCAGCUCAGGCAGCAGCUGGCCGAGAAGGAGGAGAGGACAAGGAAGGCGUUCAUGGGAGCCAAGCAAAAGAUCAACCAGCUCGUGGAUGUGAAGAGUCAGCUGGUGAAGGAGAACGAGGAACUGAAGCAGCAGCGUGAAGAGCUGGAGGUGCGUGUAAAUGCUCUGCGGUCCCAGUACGAGGGACGCUUGAGCCGGCAGGAGAAGGAGCUUCGGGACCUGCGUGAGCAGCAGGAGAGGCACGGAGAGCAGAGAGAUGAGCCUCCAGAGCAGGGAUCCAGCAAGACUCAGGAGCAGCAGAGGGCUACGGAACAGAGGCAGAUCUCUCUGAAGCCCACUCCAGCGACUGAGCGGGGAAGUGCAAGCACCUCUGAGCCUCCUACCGCUAAUAUAAAGCCCACUCCGCUGGUGGCGACCCCCAGUAAGCCUCCGGCCAUUCCUGGGAACAAGCCCACUCCAAGAGCAAGCAUCAAGCCAAUGAUCACUCCUGCCCCUGUGCCCACUCCAACUCCCACUGCUACAGUAAUGCCCACCACCCAGCUGGAGAGCCAGGAAGCCCUGCAGUCAUCAGACGCUUCACUGGAGCAUGUUCCAGUAUACAGUACCCCCAGUGGCUCAGUACGCUCCACCAGCCCCAACGUGCAGACCACACUUGCACAGCCCAUGCUCAGCUUUCAGCAGAGCCAGACAACCGCCUUUGUCCAGCCUACACAGCAACAGAGCCUGCCCCCCGCUGAGCCAGCUAGUCAGGAGCCAGCUGCUACUGCAGUUGCUGUGAUGAUGGAGGCUGCACCGAGCACCUCGCAGAUGGAGAGGCCUUCCACAUCUACAGCUGUAUUUGGAGCAGUAUCAGCCACUCCUGGCAGCGCUUUAUCCAAGCGGCCUCGGGAGGAAGAGCAGGAGAACAUGCCUGUGGACACUGAGCCCCAGGAGGAGCCUACUGAGCCCCCGAUAUCCAAGAAGCUCCGCAUGCAGAGAGUGGGGCUGGAGGAGGAGAUGCUUGCUGAGGACAGCACUGAGGCUGAGAGUGUUGUGCCAGGUGAAAGCCAAGAAGCCCCUGAUGCCACUGAGGAGCUGGAGCUGAACUACCCCACCCUGGAGAGGGGGGCCGAAUACGGGAUGUCUCAGGAGAUAAUGUUCUCUCAGGAGCCCGAGGCUGCACACAGCCAGGAUGAGCCCGAUGAGCCAGUCAUUGUUAUUGUCAGUGAUUCAGAAAGUGAAGAGGAGCAAGAGGAGGAGACAGAUGAAGAGGAACAGGAUUACCAAGAAGAGGAGGAGGAAGAGGAUGAUGACGACGAUGAAGGAGGAAUGGGAGAAGAAGGAGAGGAGAGCAACGAGGGGAGCGGCAGUGGAGAUCCUAAUGAGGCCUAUGAGGGGGACGACACGGAGGGUCCUGAUGCUACAGACCCCGGCACUGAGACAGAGGAGAGUCUUGGCGCAUUGGACUCUCAGGCUUUCACCAUGGGUGCCAGCUUAUCUGGGUCCUUCACCACAGAGCAACCAAUCAGCAGCUCUGCUCCCCGCCCUCCACAGUCACCACGGAGACCUCAGCAUCCACUGCCUCCUCGGCUCAACGUUCUGGCCCCGCCCACACAGGAGCUGGGUCCGCCUGCUCAAGUCCAGCGCAUCCCUGUCAGACGGCAGACAAGUGCACGUAGCCUUCAGCUUACUUCUGGAGUGGCUGGUAGUGCACAGCCACAACAGCAUUUCUAUGAAGAGGAAGACCGCAUGGUCCCCAGCACCCCGACUCUGAUGGUUCAUCGGUCAGACUGCUUCAAUGAGACAGUCAAUUCUCCACAGGUAGCCGGAGUGCCACGUUUUGGGUUCGGCCUCCCAGACGACGUCCCGCAGGCGAGCUCCACGCACUCUGACAUGGGCCUGCUGGCUGCACAAGGAGGGCUGGGCAUCUACGACAGCCCCCUGUUCCUGCCUGCUCAUGAGGAGGAGUCAGGAGGACGCAGCGUCCCCACCACACCGCUCCAGGUGGCCGCUCCUGUGACUGCAUUUUCAGAGACAUCCUCAGAGGUGACUGAACACGCCUCCCAGUCUGUGCCUAUGGUCAGCACGUCCACACCGGGCUUGACGACUGCAUCCGGGCCCAGCACCGCUGAAGAACAUGACGACCUCCUACUGGAAGCUGGAGUAGACGGGAGCAGUGCUGAGGCAGCGUUGGAGUCUGCGUCUCAGACAGAGGCAGAGGAGCCAGCCCAGCCUUCAGACGAUGCCAGUCUUCCCUCUACCAGCCAGGAGCCCUCUUCCAGCUCUGCAGACACAAGCAGCAGUCAGCCUCCCAAAGCCAGGACUGCAUCUGGAAGGCAAUGGACUCGAGAACGGGCCUCCAGAGGCUUCGUUAAGAGGGGUGGAUUAGGAGUUAUGGGGGUUCGUGGACGCUUUGCCAGAUGAAGCAAAAUCCAGAAGUACUGCAUUGAUUUCCGUCGCUACUACAACACAAAUUGUGACUGCAGCCGAGACGCUACUUCAUGUGUUUGACUAUAACCAUUUCCAUCUAUGUUAAUGCAUGUGGGUAGCCCACAGCAUUGGUUGGUUUUUAUAUGGAUACAAUAAAGAUUUCUUUUGAUAGAAAGUCA